Liolophura sinensis is the source of this 9000-nucleotide messenger RNA. RefSeq lists its product as uncharacterized. The coding region runs from base 437 to 3052 and encodes 871 amino acids. Gene Ontology annotation, biological process: signal transduction. The transcript is spliced from 19 exons. The record is from RefSeq and is a predicted model, not a curated record. NCBI's taxonomy places the organism in Eukaryota, Metazoa, Mollusca, Polyplacophora, Chitonida, Chitonidae.
GCUUAACUUAAAACUUUUACAAACUAAAUAUAGUGCUUGUAAAAGUAACUAAGAGCUUUAACCACGGAACAUUACAAAAGUUAACACAUAUCAAGGAUUAAAAGCUGAGUGAAACAUGUACGAAUACAGGUGACUAUGUUCUGGUAAUCCUCAUGAAAUUAUGAUGAAAUCUAUGGCAGUGUUAAUACACAUUUAACAUUCAUGUCAAUGUAUCUGGAUGUUUACAUGCAUACACACAACAUAUCAAUAUCCACAGCUCUAGUUUCACUAUGUACCUUCAAAACUGGACUAAAAAAAUUAAGAAAAGAGUGAAUGUAAUGUUUUUCUGAGUGUGCACACAUGUGUCUGUUGUACGUGCAUACAAGAUAAUGUGAGACACUGUGUAAACCUGACCCUACCAGUUCACCCUGAGGCAGCAUCCUCACAACACAUAACAAUGGCUGCAAGUGCACAGAAUUUAUUGGAACCUUUGGAUUCUCUCUCAGAUGAAGGGGAAGAUGCCCUACUGGUUGGUAUACUGCUGACCAGUGACUGUGAUCUGUCUCGUUACAGCUGUCUGGGUCUGAUACAGAUAACAGAUUAUCACUUGUCCAGAUCACGGCUGGACGAUAUGAGAAACCUGAUUUGCGCCCAGCUCAACACAAUCCCCUCACAGUUUGCUUUUAUGUCCACACAAGGGUGGCCCGUAACGCGUGAACAAGAGAGAUAUGUCUAUGCCAGAAAUAUUGUGUCCGAAAACAGCACACUAUCCAUCCAAAGAGUGUAUGACACUCCCCGCAUUGGGGUGAAGGCAAAGAGCGGCCUCAGCCUGGGGUUCGUAUUUGUGGACUAUGACUGUGCAGUGGAUCAACUCAGGGAAAUAGUGGAAAGUCAGUUGCCUUUCUUUCGUGGCAUGUCCACCAACUACCAGUUCCUUGACAUGAACACAUGGCCGAUCAGUACAGCUCAGGAAAAGGAAUUGACUGUAUUAGACAUUUUGAAUGGCUCCUGUAUCCAUGUAUGUACAGAUGUCAGUAUUCGUGCUACGCUGGACUUUCAAACCAAUUCCAGAGACAGCUUUAACAGUGAUGUCGGACCCGCCCCCAAGAGGUUAAGAGGGGUGCGCGAGUUGUCAUACAGAAGCAGCAAAGACAUAGAUCGUCGUCAUAGCGAUGAUUCUGGCAGCACAGAGCAGGUUGAACCAAAGCAAAUUCUCAUCAGUUAUGUGCGAGCGGAGGCAGCCCAGCAUGCCCUGGACCUCAAACAGUACCUGUCUGAGUUUGGAUAUAGUGUCUACCUGGACGUUCAUGAAAUAAAGACAGGUGUGGACUGGCAGGAUUCCCUCAACUUUGCGGUGACAAAUUGUGAGGUGUUUGUACCAUUAGUGACCCCUAGGUACGGGGAGACCCAGUGGACUAACAGAGAGGUGAAGUUGGCAGAUGUGCUCAGUAAAUUUAUUCUGCCGGUAUCAUUUAUUGAUGACUGGCCUCCCAGAUGUCUCGCUAUACAGUUUGCCACAACACAGUAUAUCUACCACCGCAAAGAGUUGCCAACUGGCGGAGAUCUGAGCCCUUUCAUCAACGGUCACACUGGCAAUCAGAACGAUUCUCGAAAUUGGCGAGACGAAGACGUUCGACAUGUGGCCUUAGAAAUUGGUCAUCGUAUCAGCACAUUCAGAGAGACAACUGCCAGAGGACUUGUUUUGGUCAAGCAGACCUCCAUGCUGAAGAGUUACCCGUCUGGCUUGCCACUGGGAAUGGAGGGCCUAGAUGAUGUGACCUCAGACCGGGAAGGGAAACCCCUUAUCGUCAUCAGUCUUCACCCAGACCAAAGCCAUCUGGGUAAAGAGUUGACAAAACUUCUAGAAAACCAAAAUUAUGAGGUCUGGUGUUCAACAGAACUGGACUUUGCCGAGGAUGACACCAUCCGACUUAGUCAAUCAGAGUUACAGUUGUUGCGAUCCAGUCAGUCAUCUCAGUCAUGUGACACGACAGACUCGUCCGUGGACAGUCGCAAGCAGUUUCAGGAGAAGGCCAAUGAGGCUGGUCUGGUUAUCGUUGUCCUCUCCCAGUCAUUUGCUCUCUCCAAAACAUGUCAGCAGCAGGUAUAUUAUUGUGAGCACAGGAAGAGGAUGAUCCCGUUUGUCUGUGAAGAGUUCACUUUUCCUGGCUGGCUCAGUAUGCUGCUGGGCAACACCACUUUUGAGACCAUGAAGAACCCCAGUUACAAGGAAAGCCUGCUGUCUCGUGUCAAACAGGCUCUCGAUCCUUCAGCCAAAGACAACCCCAUGGACGAGAUCAAUGAGGCCAGGCUCAUGCAGUUUGUACAAAGAGUCUGGAAGCAAAUUCCACGAGAAUACUGUGUGUACAUUUCUGGUGGUACGAAAUUCCACAAUAGUUCUACAGAGAUGAUCUGCAGGGCAAUUGGUCAAAGUUUGGCGAAGUUGGAGAGGGUUACCUUGGUAACGGGUGGUUUCUAUGGUGUGAUGGAAUCUGUGAGCAGAGGCUUUUAUGAGGAGACACAGAGAAUUUGGAAGAACCAUAAAGUGUGGCAUAUCUUGCCAGAACGGGACCCCACAAACAUGAGUAAGAAGGCCUUACAAAACAGGGAUGGCACAUUUAAAGCUCUUUCCUUUGGCAAGACGAUGUUUUGUGGGAGCAGUGUAAGAGAGAGAGAAACAAUCGUGGCUAGAGCAUUUGACAUCUGUGUACUUGUGGAAGGCGGCCCAGGCUCUGCUCAUGAAGCUGAGCAGUUUGCGUGGAGUGAUCGAAUUGUAAUACCCAUCCGGGCGACAGGAGGUGCCGCAGGAGGAUUGUUUGGUGUCCCACAGAAAAUAUUCAAGGUCCCGCAGUGUGUGUCUGAAGAUGAUUGGACAAUUCUCAGCCAGAAAACAUGCUCACCUACAGAAAUUGGAAACGCUGUUUCUAGAAUCAUCUCUAGUAUCUUUAAGAAGCCCAAGAUUGGGGUAAAACCAACGACAAAGAAAGUCAUUACCAAAGGGAAAAAACUCCCAAAAGCUGAAACUCUGUCUAAACCGAGUCUGACGACGAUGAAAACCAUCAUUCUGGGUUAAAUCCCAUGUAUAUGGACAAGGUGCUAUCUGUGUAGGCAGUCAGCCUUAUGUCACUAUUGCUUCAUUGUCUUCAUUGCUUCUGUAACAGGUACAUGGACUUUCUCAAGUUAAGACCAUAAGAAACAGGGAAAAACACAAGAGAAAAAGAGUGUAAAUGUAGUUUCUGGACUGACACCAGUGGUUAUGAGCACUGUCAAUCACACCCGAACUCGUUGCCUGACAGGAUAGGAAUGUCCAGCUACGAUUCAUGUGGUUCAGUGUGCAGAGCAUGCAUAACAAUGCUAAUUGAUUUUAAAGUCUAAAGGUCGACAGAGACGGUAGAUGAGGCUUUUUACUUUUUUAUGUUCUUAAGGUAUUUCUUUCUUUUUCUUUGUUAUAUGAUGACACAAACGGUAUCUGAUAAAGAAAGAUUGUGUCCGAGGCUGAUGAGCACAAAAAACACUACAUCACCCCCUGAGUGGAAGUGAUUUUGAUAGAAAUAACUGAAUCUUCGACUGAUAGUGUACCUAUCAUUGUGUGUGGGAAUGUCUGUCUACGUACUUCUUCUCUCCUUUUUAAUAAUUGUUUGUUCCAAAAAAUCGGUGCUUAAAUGUUUUACAUAUUGUUAUGUUUGCUGGAGAAACAAAUUAAGCUUUAGAAAUUCAGAAAAUUGAUUUGAGUUUUGGUGUUACUUACAUGUGGCAUUUUUAACACAAGACGGCAGAGAAAUAUCAAGGCUGUGAUUUUCCUCAUGUGACUUGUUUUUAGGGUCAGUACCACUGUUGAUGUCUGCAGUGUUCUGACAAACAUUUAUAUUGAAUGUUAUAUAUAUUUUAUUACCUGUAGUUAGAAUUUCAUUCAUACUUGUAACUUUACACUGUCAGAUAUAUGCCUUGUAAAUAGAAAUUCUCUCAUAUCUAUGGCUGGACCAUGUAUCACUCAAUAAGAUUUGUACUUGUUUUAGAUAAUUACAUAGUUAGUUUCUGAAAGGAUUUUUAAUAAUGUACACCUUUUGCCCCUGAGGCUAGUGCUAAACUGUAUGAAGCAAAGGCAGAUGAGAAGAAACAUCUGUCUUCCAGGUGAGAUUUGUCAUGUCGGUCCUGGAUGCUAUAACCUUAGUGAUUUCAUGCACAAUACACUGCCAUUCUAAAUGGUUGAAUUUUCAAAUGGUGCUUUUGUAUUGAAUACAUGUUGAGAAAAAGAAACCAUAAUAUGCAUUUCUCUGUUCACAGUACACAGUGCUACUUAUCAUAGUAAAUGACUUACUAAAGCAUUAUAAAUAAAUGUUGAUGUAUGUUAGCUUAUAUGAAACCAUACUGUUUGGUUGACUUCAUGUUGACUUCAUGCUUAUAAAUGUGUUCUUACUGCUUACUUGAGAUUAUGGCCUCUUACAUUCUCUUUCUGAAGUUGAUAAGGUAAGGAUUCUGAUGUCCUGGUGAGCAGAUCUGCUUAAGCAAAGAUUUCUGUAAAACUGACCACUUCACAAGUAAAUCGUUUACCUCACCAGUAAUAUUCCAUUUUAGAACACAUCUGAAUGAAUGGAAAUGAUUUGUCCAGAAGUACAUUGUAGUUGAACAACACCAGUGGAGAAAUGGAGGUUUCUUAACCCAAGUCAGUCAUCUCGUCGCGGAAACAGUCAUCUCGCGUAGAGGACAGUCACUUCCGAUGGUCGGGUAUGGGACAGUCACUUCCGAUGGUUGGGUAUAGGACAGUCACUUCUGAUGGAGACUUUUAGAGAAUCCCAUUACCAUUUACCCGUAAGUCCAUAUUCUGUAUAUAUUUACACUUGUUACCAAAAUAUUUAUUUCCAUUUUAAUUGGUUGGUAGUUGAAUCUUGGAAUGUCUGAUCAAAGCUGGCCUUUUUGUUAGCCCUUUAGCCUGUUCGGACUUUUCUUGCUUAAGACUUGUGUGACAUGAAUUUGUUUCAUGAAAUAUGAAUUAACUUCGACAGUAUUGUUACAGCUGUACCCAGUGUACAUGUACUACAUUCACUCAAACAAAAUAUCUUCAAUCAAAAGUACAAAGUAUGACUACCUUAAUUGAGUAGGUUAAGAUGUUGGGGAAGAGUUACGUGAAUGUGGUAGGACACACCCUGCAGCAACCUACAGCACCCUACAGCACCCUACAGCACCCUGCAGCACCCUACAGCCCCCUGCAGCACCCUGCAGCUCUGGUAAUGAGAAUAUUGCUGUAGUACACGCUCCAGAGACCAGAUAGGAGUAUAGUCUACAUCACGUAAUGGAUACACAAGAAAGAUCGGCCAGGUGUGACCUGUGUCAAUCUGCUCACUGCAUCUUCAUUGAUGUCAUAUGCUGGAAGGUUUAUGCAGUUUUGUGCCCUACAUACAGCUGAUUUCACAACUCAAUUAAACAUCAAUUGACGAGGUCGUGCGACUGCUUGAGAAGGCUACGCUGUCAUGCGUUUGAAAGCAUUUUACAUUUUGGGAGGUUUUUCAUUUGCAUUUGCAUUUUAAGUUGAAGAAAAAGAAAUGAGGUAAGUGGAAACUGGUUAAAUUGAGCAGAAAAGUUGUCUAAAUACUUCAUUUUUUUUCUUUUGGUGCAACUUGAGUGCUUGUGUUUCUGAGCUAGGAUAAGUGUGGCUGACUUGUUCUCUGAUCACAUCCUGUACCUCUCAGUCUGCAGCAGUUACAGGUAUUCUACCUGUGAGUUCACUGGACUUGUGAUGAACGCAGGGUAGAGCCACUUAUACAUACAGUGUAUAACAAUCAACACGUGGAGAACAUACAAGUCAUUAACCCAUGCGUUACAAAAAAGCAUGCAUAUUAUAUGGAAGAGCUGAAAAGCAUGCACAAGAAUAAAAUUUUCAUGGCAUGUCUAGAAAUUUUUUAUUAAAAUGUCUGAAAUUUGAAUUUAUUACCUGGUGCCAUAUGAAGAUGAUGUUUGUUAGAGAAGCACAACCAGUCUGAUAGCAUAAGUCUAACAUCUGUUAGACAACCACAGGUAUAAAUCAAGUACCAGUGCCAUUACUCUGUUGUGCAAAACAUAACCAAAAGUCCAUGUACAUGUACUUCUUAAAAAUGGGUCAGGAUUUUCCACCAGACACUACCCAGUUUCAUUUCACCGUAAUGCUCUCCGCUGCCAUAUACUAAGUGAAAUAUUCUAGUAUACAGCAUAAAAUUCCAGUCAAAUCAGUAAAUAAAAAAAAUCUUAAACAGGCACAAACUUCACUAUAUGUGGGUACAUUGGAUUAGUUUACGGUUCUUAACCUACACAUAAUGCAUGGGUUCAAAAUCGAAUUGCCUGUUGAUGGUAUACAUGUAGCACAGAAUAUAUUACAUCAUUGAAUGUUAUAGUGUAUACAACACAAGUAAAAUUGUCUGUGUCUAUACUGGCAGUUCAUGUAACGGACAGCUGUAUCUACAUGUACAACACAAGUAAAAUUGUCUGUGUCUAUACUGGCAGUUCAUGUAACGGACAGCUGUAUCUACAUGUACAACACAAGUAAAAUUGUCUGUGUCUAUACUGGCAGUUCAUGUAACGGACAGCUGUAUCUACAUGUACAACACAAGUAAAAUUGUCUGUGUCUAUACUGGCAGUUCAUGUAACGGACAGCUGUAUCUACAUGUACAACACAAGUAAAAUUGUCUGUGUCUGUACUGGCACUUCAUGUAACGGACAGCUGUAUCUACAUGUACAACACAAGUAAAAUUGUCUGUGUCUAUACUGGCAGUUCAUGUAACGGACAGCUGUAUCUACAUGUACAACACAAGUAAAAUUGUCUGUGUCUGUACUGGCAGUUCAUGUAACGGACAGCUGUAUCUACAUGUACAACACAAGUAAAAUUGUCUGUGUCUGUACUGGCAGUUCAUGUAACGGACAGCUGUAUCUACAUGUACAACACAAGUAAAAUUGUCUGUAUCUAUACUGGCAGUUCAUCUAACCGACAGCUGUAUCUAUACAUGUACAUAUAUUUGAUGAUGUAUAAGCGUACACAUCACAGUCUCCUGAUAAAUUUAAUUCUGUGCAGGCUUUUUAUGUUUAGUUUCCAUGGUAACCAGGUAGGGUGCCAAAACCAGUGCUGCAAUCGAUUCUCUUUCUUGUGAUGGGGUAUCUUAGACAGGUGUAUUAAUUAAGAUAGUCCAUUGCCCUACCAGGUGAUACCUCAGAGUGUGCUCAGCUACAGUGGGCCAUUAAUAAACCGGACAGCCAUAUGUCUUUGUACUUCUCUCUGUCAGUUCUAGUAAAAUGUUACACUAAAAAUUCAAAACCAGACAAUGCCCCAUUUUUCUUUAGAAGACAGUGACACAUUUUCUACGAAGACUCUGUUUUUUUUUCUUUUGCAUUAGUUGAUAUACUGAUCCGUUAGCAUAAGGACAGGCUUGUUAUUACCUUCUUUCAUGAGAACAAGCUUGUUAUUACCUUGUUCCAUGGGGACAGAAACAUGCAUGAAACUUCUAAUUGUCUUGUUGGUGCAUUAUAACUCUUAUAAAUGUAUAUAUAGGUUUGAUCAAAUGUCCCUGCAUAGAAACUGCAGCACAAAGGAAUAUAGUUCUGGGAGUGGAACAUUUUAACUUUUUAUUAAAGGCUAGAAGGUUGAGGAAAAGUGGAACAUUAAAGGGCAAGUUAAAGAAUCAGUGUUGAUUGGCUGGCAGUGGAGAUAGGAUUUCCUGGGUUAAAGCCUACAGCCUUGCUCACUCGUUAGUAAAUGUGCCAUAUUUAAAAUUCAUCUUAGGCUAGGCAUAAACCUGUACUUGUCUGUCUCUCAUGCCAGCAAAUCAGCAACCAUUCCAUAUCCCUGUAACUCUUCAGUGGAGUGAGCCCUGUGAGGGAAUAAAGACGUUCCACACAUUGACUGUUAUCCAUGAAACAUGGUCUAUAUUUACAUUGUUACCAUAAACAUGUAGCAUCAUCCUGUAACCUCUCACAUCUAACAGUUAACUCAUUCCGACUCAACACUGAGAUUUUAUGUGUUAAUUGGGUUGCCAGUCACUUGAAAUUUACAUUUGACUUUCAGAAACUGCAAAUUAAAUUUGCUCUAUCAUUUAGACAAGGCGAAUUUGUCAAAACAGAAUUUCAUGUUCAUGCAAAUGUGUUGAAGAUGUUAACUUAAAUUUUUGAAAAUCAUGCAAAUUUUUGGAAAAAAUCAUUAAAAUGACAGGAAGGUUGUUCUUGGCUUUGCUUGUCCAUGUGGAUAAAUGUUAUGUGUCUGUUAAUGUCUUACUGUUGAUAGAAUUAAACAAAGCCUUCACAAAUUUGCGUGUGUUGUAAUGAAGGAAAUAUUCUUAGUCUUGUUGAAUGUACAUGUAUCACAUGAUAUAUAUAUUUUGUAUUACCAGCCAACUGUUAAGUGCCAUGUUAAAUUGAUUGAGGAGUAGAUGAUUGUUUAUGAAUCUUACAGACUGAACUGAAGUUUAGUUUUCAGUAUUGGUUAAUAUUUUUUAAUCUUUACAUGAUUGUUUGUAUUUUAAAUGAAAAACUUGCUGGCCCCAAUAUGCCUCGUCUAGAUUUUAUAGCCAGAACUAAAUGUUCAUAUUCAAACUUGAAAUGAUUGAAUAAUUAGAAAAAAAUAAUUGAGUUUUUGUUUAUAUGUAAAUGUAAGCAUGUGUUACAAAGAUGAUCAUCAAUGAAUGUCUACUGCCAAAAUCCCUGUCAUCUGUCACCUGGAAAUUAGCCAUGUCCUCUACCCCCAUGUACUCAGAAAUCACAAAGCAUUAAAAGGAAUAUGUAGUCUUGUCAUUAUGUUUGUAUCAUUUUCCAGCAACUUCAACUUUUAUCCUGAAUUGUGAUACAUACUUGUCUUCAUUGUACACUAAAGUUCAUCUUAGCAUCAUGAUUUUCCUUUUGUUUUUUGAUCUUUAGCCAUGUAAACCUCUGGUCUGGUUCACUUAUGUUCUGUUAUAAACAACAGGGAAUGUGCUUUCAGUUGCAGAUACUAUUGGUAACACAUAUGUUAUACAUGGAUACUCUUUUUUAUGUCCCUUGUAAUAAAAGACAUCUAUAAUUCCUUUA